Mesorhabditis spiculigera is the source of this 3183-nucleotide messenger RNA. The record is from the annotation of a GenBank genome assembly. Lineage: Eukaryota; Metazoa; Nematoda; Chromadorea; Rhabditida; Rhabditidae.
AUGUGGGGAACGGGAAAGAGGGUGCGCAAGAAGUACAGAAAGGUGCGCAAAAAGUCUUUCUACGUGCGCAAGAAGUACAGCAAGGUGUGCAAAAAGUCUUUCUACGUGCGCAAAAAGUCUUUCUACGUGCGCAAGAAGUCUUUCUACGUGCGCAAGAAGUCUUUCUACGUGCGUAAGAACUACAGAAAGGUGCGCAAAAAGUCUUUCUACGUGCGCAAGAAGUACAGCAAGGUGCGCAAAAAGUCUUUCUACGUGCGCAAAAAGUCUUUCUACGUGCGCAAGAAGUCUUUCUAUGUGCGCAAGAAGUCUUUCUACGUGCGCAAGAAGUCUUUCUAUGUGCGCAAGAAGUCUUUCUACGUGCGCAAGAAGUCUUUCUACGUGCGCAAAAAGUCUUUCUACGUGCGCAAGAAGUCUUUCUACGUGCGCAAAAAGUCUUUCUACGUGCGCAAGAAGUACAGAAAGGUGCGCAAAAAGUCUUUCUACGUGCGCAAAAAGUCUUUCUACGUGCGCAAGAAGUCUUUCUACGUGCGCAAGAAGUCUUUCUACGUGCGCAAGAAGUACAGAAAGGUGCGCAAAAAGUCUUUCUACGUGCGCAAGAAGUACAGAAAGGUGCGCAAAAAGUCUUUCUACGUGCGCAAGAAGUCUUUCUACGUGCGCAAGAAGUACAGAAAGGUGCGCAAAAAGUCUUUCUACGUGCGCAAAAAGUCUUUCUACGUGCGCAAAAAGUCUUUCUAUGUGCGCAAGAAGUCUUUCUACGUGCGCAAGAAGUCUUUCUAUGUGCGCAAGAAGUCUUUCUAUGUGCGCAAGAAGUCUUUCUACGUGCGCAAGAAGUCUUUCUAUGUGCGCAAGAAGUCUUUCUACGUGCGCAAGAAGUCUUUCUAUGUGCGCAAGAAGUCUUUCUACGUGCGCAAGAAGUCUUUCUACGUGCGCAAAAAGUCUUUCUACGUGCGCAAGAAGUCUUUCUACGUGCGCAAAAAGUCUUUCUACGUGCGCAAGAAGUCUUUCUAUGUGCGCAAGAAGUCUUUCUACGUGCGCAAGAAGUACAGCAAGGUGCGCAAAAAGUCUUUCUACGUGCGCAAAAAGUCUUUCUACGUGCGCAAGAAGUCUUUCUAUGUGCGCAAGAAGUCUUUCUACGUGCGCAAGAAGUCUUUCUAUGUGCGCAAGAAGUCUUUCUACGUGCGCAAGAAGUCUUUCUACGUGCGCAAAAAGUCUUUCUACGUGCGCAAGAAGUCUUUCUACGUGCGCAAAAAGUCUUUCUACGUGCGCAAGAAGUACAGAAAGAAGUACAGAAAGGUGCGCAAAAAGUCUUUCUACGUGCGCAAGAAGUCUUUCUACGUGCGCAAAAAGUCUUUCUACGUGCGCAAGAAGUACAGAAAGGUGCGCAAAAAGUCUUUCUACGUGCGCAAAAAGUCUUUCUACGUGCGCAAGAAGUACAGAAAGGUGCGCAAAAAGUCUUUCUACGUGCGCAAGAAGUACAGAAAGGUGCGCAAAAAGUCUUUCUACGUGCGCAAGAAGUCUUUCUACGUGCGCAAGAAGUACAGAAAGGUGCGCAAAAAGUCUUUCUACGUGCGCAAAAAGUCUUUCUACGUGCGCAAAAAGUCUUUCUAUGUGCGCAAGAAGUCUUUCUACGUGCGCAAGAAGUACAGCAAGGUGUGCAAAAAGUCUUUCUAUGUGCGCAAGAAGUCUUUCUACGUGCGCAAGAAGUCUUUCUAUGUGCGCAAGAAGUCUUUCUACGUGCGCAAGAAGUCUUUCUAUGUGCGCAAGAAGUCUUUCUACGUGCGCAAGAAGUCUUUCUACGUGCGCAAAAAGUCUUUCUACGUGCGCAAGAAGUCUUUCUACGUGCGCAAAAAAGUCUUUCUACGUGCGCAAGAAGUACAGAAAGGUGCGCAAAAGUCUUUCUACGUGCGCAAGAAGUACAGCAAGGUGCGCAAAAAGUCUUUCUACGUGCGCAAAAAGUCUUUCUACGUGCGCAAGAAGUCUUUCUACGUGCGCAAGAAGUCUUUCUACGUGCGCAAGAAGUACAGAAAGGUGCGCAAAAAGUCUUUCUACGUGCGCAAGAAGUACAGAAAGGUGCGCAAAAAGUCUUUCUACGUGCGCAAGAAGUCUUUCUACGUGCGCAAGAAGUACAGAAAGGUGCGCAAAAGUCUUUCUACGUGCGCAAAAGUCUUUCUACGUGCGCAAAAGUCUUUCUACGUGCGCAAAAAGUCUUUCUACGUGCGCAAGAAGUCUUUCUACGUGCGCAAGAAGUCUUUCUAUGUGCGCAAGAAGUCUUUCUACGUGCGCAAGAAGUCUUUCUAUGUGCGCAAGAAGUCUUUCUACGUACGCAAGAAGUCUUUCUACGUGCGCAAGAAGUCUUUCUAUGUGCGCAAGAAGUCUUUCUACGUGCGCAAGAAGUCUUUCUACGUGGGCAAGAAGUUUUUCUACGUGCGCAAGAAGUCUUUCUAUGUGCGCAAGAAGUCUUUCUACGUGCGCAAGAAGUCUUUCUACGUGCGCAAGAAGUCUUUCUAUGUGCGCAAGAAGUCUUUCUACGUGCGCAAGAAGUCUUUCUACGUGCGCAAGAAGUCUUUCUAUGUGCGCAAGAAGUCUUUCUACGUGCGCAAGAAGUCUUUCUACGUGCGCAAGAAGUCUUUCUACGUGCGCAAGAACAUCACCCUCGCCUACCAAGCCGCCCAGGAUUUCGACGGCAUCCCGAUGAACGCUCUUCAUGAGAAGUUGAACGUUUGGGAGAACAUUGACAGACCUGCCCUGAUCGCGAACAUUGACGUACUGAAGACCGAACUGGACGAGCUGUACGCCGACUUUCUGAAAGAGGUCAACGACAAAACCACUGCGUGGAGGGCGAUCAAGACCGCCGUGGAAGCCCUAGAAUCUGACAAAAAGCAGAUUUGUGGCGAGUUGUCGCAGCCGAACAUCAACCUCCCACUUAACAUGCAACCGGGGCGAUGCACGAUCUGCCCACCAGAGAAAGGGGAGCAAGAUGUGUCGGUGCGAUUUGUGGAGCCGGCCUGUGCAAGCCAUGUCAAAUGUUUUGGAAAAAUAUUGACAAAGUACGAGGCAAGCCCAGACCACUCUUCCCGCUGCACUCCCAAUCGGCCAUGCUACGUCUGUUCUUACGAGAUCUGGACAGCUCUUGGGUUCCGGAAGCGACACGGCGGCUCGGAAGAGCACUAUGCGGAGCACGAG